AUGGCAAACCCUUCUACGACCCUGCCGCCAGCCGGUCCGAAGGGCCUGUCAAUAUUGGACUCAGAGCGCAUGCAAUCCGGCAUUGAUACCGACAACCUGGCACAUCACCUUCUUGGUUGCGAUGGAUUUCGAGAUCGCCAGAAACGUAUUCUCACUGUCCUGGAACAACAUCCUCUCUUCUGCAAAAGGACGACUCUGCAUUUAUCGCGAGUCGAGAGGUUUCACUUGGGUUUGGCUAGGGCCAAAGAACUUCGAAGACUGUCCCGACGAUUUGGUUGGAGUAACGAGGACGAUCGAAUGGCCGAGUAUCUCCUCGACGAAGUGUCUCCAUUUGCAUUAACACACAGUCUUUUCUCGACGUCGAUCCUCGAGCAAGGGACCGAUGAGCAAAGAAGCUACUGGCUGCCCAAGGUGGACAGGUGGGAGAUUGUGGGUUGCUACGCCCAGACGGAGCUGGCUCACGGAAGCAAUGUGCAAGGCAUCGAGUGCCAGGCCGAAUGGAAUCCUGCCACGCGCGAUUUUACCAUUCACAGCCCAAAGUUAACAUCCGCAAAAUGGUGGAACGGAGGUCUAGGUCGUCUUGCUGAUCACGCCAUCGUUGUGGCCCAGCUGCUGGUUCCAGAUACGCGCAACGUUCUGCAGCGCCACGGGCCACACCUGUUUAUCGUCCAGAUUAGAGACAUGAACACACGGCAACCUCUACCAGGCAUCACUAUCGGCGACAUCGGACCAAAGUACGGGUAUGCUACGAUGGACAACGGGUAUAUGCUAUUUCACCACUUUCGGGUCCCGUUCUCGGCAAUGCUCGCAAGGCAUUCAAGCAUAGACGCCGAAGGGAGGUACCGUAAACCCGCCAACAGGUCCCUCUUAUACGGCACGAUGACCUCGGCCCGUGCACAAAUCGUGUCACACGCACGCCUGGUGCUCGCUCGAGCGGUGACGAUUGCGAUUCGUUAUACACUCGUUCGGCGACAGUUUCGCGACAGAGAUGCUGGAUCCGAGAGUCCCGAGGAGCAAGUCCUGAAUUACCCAACCGUACAGAUUCGAAUACUACCGCUACUGGCCGCCGUUUAUGCGCUACAUUACACGGGCGAGGCUAUGUCUAUGUUGUACGAAUCAUCUCGAAAGCGCGUAGAAGAGGGCGACGGGACUGCGCUUGCAGGCUUGCACGCCUCAUCCUCUGGUCUGAAGGCUCUCUGCACAACCAUUGUGGCAGACGGAAUCGAGACAUGCCGCCGAGUCUUGGGAGGUCACGGCUACGGGCCAGGCAGUGGGUUGACAGUUUUGAAUGCUGACUAUUUGGCCAAGGCUACGGUCGAGGGGGACAAUUGGAUGAUCACGCAGCAAACGGCGAGCUACUUGAUCAAAAAGAUGCAAAAGUGUGUCGAAAGCGACGCUGCUGCUACUUCCAUGGACACCACCGAGAAGUUCUUCCGGGCUUUUAUCGCCGAACGUGCUGAUGCUAGUGGGUUUUGUCGUCAGAUAGAGUCAUUCACAGACCCCGUCGAAUUGCUGAGAGCAUUUCGGUACCGAACCGCUAGUCUCGCCUACCAUGCAUACGUACUACGGGUGGCCAAGGGCGCUCCUUGGACUGAGAUGAUGAUUCUACUUCGAACAUUGUCCAACGCACACUGUCAAACUUUGCUCGUCGAGCAUUUUGCAGCAGGCCUCAACCAAAGAAAAGCGAACAAUUCUCUGUAUGGGCACACCUUGGCGGUGCUGGAGACACUCUUCCGCCUGUUCGCCUUGCACACGCUGGAAGUCAGCGUGUCAGAGUUCCUCGAGUUCGGCAUACUUGUGCCCUCUCAACUCGACAGGUUGCGUGAAGAUAUUCGGCUAUUAAUGCAAGAGGUGCGACCGCACGCUGCUAAGCUCGUGGAUGCGUGGGAAAUUCCAGAUUAUCUCAUCGCAGGGAGUUUGGGCAAGUACGCAGGAAAUGUCUAUGAAGAGCUUUUCCAAGCUGCCCAUUAUGAAAAUCCACUCAAUGGACAGAACUUCAACGCGAAGUGGGAGAGCCGCGAGAUCCUCUUGGGCGAAGGAGAAGAGGCUGCGGACGAGCGAAUCUCUGCUAUGUUGGCCGUCAAGACCAGCGGUAGAGACACGGGGGCUCCCAGUCCGAAGUUGUGA
This is a messenger RNA of Thyridium curvatum, 2127 nucleotides long. RefSeq lists its product as uncharacterized. Lineage: Eukaryota; Fungi; Ascomycota; Sordariomycetes; Thyridiales; Thyridiaceae. Gene Ontology annotation, biological process: fatty acid beta-oxidation using acyl-CoA oxidase; lipid homeostasis. Gene Ontology annotation, cellular component: peroxisome. The record is from RefSeq and is a predicted model, not a curated record. Gene Ontology annotation, molecular function: acyl-CoA oxidase activity; fatty acid binding; FAD binding. The transcript has a single exon. Bases 1 to 2127 code for a protein of 708 amino acids.